UCAGUCAAAACACGCCGUUUACUGAGCGGCUGUGUUUGCAUUUCCCCCCACACCCAACCCCUAUAGAAAAGCCAGAACGUCGACAACAUUUGUUGCCUUUCUUUUGUGCUUUGUUUUUCAUUUCACCUAUAUGUACUCAAGCACAAAUUUCAGAUCUUCAUUCAAAGUUUACGCAUAAUUCAAAUUCACAACAAACAAUACCGCAGAUGUACCUUCAUGUGGAUAUCAAUUUAUAGGAAAGUCGUUGGACUAAUAUCAAUGUCUGUUCCCAAACAGAUGUUGGUAUACAUAUCACUUUGUCCAGGUACCGUUUAGUGUACCUGUCCAUACUUGUGGCUAUUUACGCAUGAUUUUGUCGGGGUACUAGGAAGAUACCUGUCCGUACAUGCGUCAAUUGCUUGUUUAUAUCACAUGAUCUUUGUUCACAAGCAAUUGUUUGAUUCACAUGAUCUUGUCGGGGUACGGGCCGGGUACCUGUCCGUACAUGUGAUUAUUUAACGCAUGACUUUGUCGGGGUACUAACAGGGUACCUGUCCGUACAUGCGUGGUUCACAAGUAACUGCUUGUUUUAUCACAUGAUUUUGUCGGGGUACCGUUACUGUACCUGUCCGUACAUGUGAUUUAUUUGGUGCAUGGCUUUGUCGGGGCGGGUUGUCCAAGAACCACAGUGACUUAAAUAACCUUUGUAUCUGACGGUUUGCUUUUUCACCGUUAUACCGCAUUUCUCAGAUACCCGGCAUGACACUCCAAUACAAUCGAUAUAACUAGGAAUGUGUCAUCAUGCAUACAAAAUUUGUCCUGAUGUAUUACUCUGCUCACUGUCUUAACGCUUUACUAUUGUCGAGCCCCAGUAAUGCCUCCAAGGAAGAAGGCACGCAAAGCAGCGAGGCCGGAAGCCGGGGAUGAUCCGUCCCCGACGGAGCGAGGAGAUCAGCCAUCUCCAGAGGAUGCACCCCCGCAACCUACUCGCAAGGCUCCGGAUAAACCCAAGCUGACAAUGAAGUUUCUACAAAAGCAACUAGAGGACUUGCAACAAGUUACUACGCAGAUAGCGAACAAACUGAACUCUACAAAUUCCAGUGACCCCCAGACUCCAGGUGCGUUACCAACAGACGGAGGGUCAGCAGGACUUGUAGGUCUUAACACCUCUCCUAGCUCAGUGACUGUAACCCAUGUAACCGAUACCCCUGGCGUGUUGCCAAUAGCUACCACAAGUGGGGCACUGGAUCCUCAGCCCCCAUCUCUUCCGUCCAUCAACCCAAACGCCCAGAUGCCAGGCCUAGGCUCGACCCUGGCUUCCAGCAUUCUAGGUAGAGCGGUUCCGCAGGAAAUACCCACACAUGGCAACUCAUCCGGUCAGGGUGCCUCCCCAUCUCCUGCCCAGCAGCUUAAUCGACUAGUCGACAACUUGCUUGUUCAAUCCUUAGCACCUUCUACAAUCUCAGCUUAUCGCCUGGCGUGGCAGCAUUUCCGUCAAUUCAGCCUUGAAAUCCACUGUACAGCCAAUAUCAAGCCCCCUAUUCCAGAGCCUAUAGUAUGCCAGUUUAUUUCCUACUUACAUAGUAAGGGAUUUGCCCCAGCGUCGAUAGCAUCUAAACUUUCAGCUAUAGGUUUCAUUCACAAAAUCCAAAAUCUACAAGACCCCACUUCUACUUUCGUCGUUCGCAAGUUGAUGCACUCAAUACAAAAGAACCACGUACCCGACGGAAGGUUGCCCAUAACGCCUCCUAUUCUUUCCCAAUUGAUUGAUGCCUUGAAGUUCAUAAAGACCACGUACUACAAUCAGUGCCUGUAUGAGGCAAUGUUCACGUUUAUGUUCUACUCUUUAGCUCGCAUAAGCGAAGUAACGGUAACUAAUUCUUCCCAACACACUCUGACCUUAGCGGACCUCAGGGGUAAUCUGGACUCUAAUAGUGGCCUAACUUCCUUCUUGGUACAGUUUAAGACGUACAAACACAGCAGUCCUUCAGCCCAAUCCACCAUCCAGAUCCAACCACACCCAGAAAGUCCGCACUGCCCGGUGGUAAGCCUUGCUAAGUACCUCCAACUACGGGGAAGGAACCCGGGGUACCUGUUCCAACGUAGGGAUGGUUGCCCUGUUACCAGCGAUAACUUUGCCAAGCCUUGAUACAUGGUGUGUUACCCAUAUGUCUGAUCAACUACAACAUUUGAACAGGGUGAGUUACCCAGAGUUCGAUAACAACAGUAAGUUCCCUGCUUGCAUCCUAAACCAAGCUACAUUGGAAUACAACGUUUAGGGUGCCCUGCUCAAGGUUAUGAUAGCAAUAGCUAGCUCCAUGCCUGUAUUGAACACCUGGCCAGUGCGGCUUUUAUGCCGGUAUACGGUGAGUUACCUUAGUUCUGAUAAUAACAGCUGACUAGUACAGGUUUGUUUGUUUUCUAAACCAAACUGGAUAGCAUAGCUAUACUCUUAUAAUAAGUAGAUUUGUUGAUUCUUAGUCCCUGAGUAGUCUCCCAGUUAUGAAUGUAUUACCUUGCGUAAUUCCAUACUACCCUACAGCACAUAAAUGUAUGCUAACUCAAUAGAAACUUUUCUUUCUGUCGUUGCUCCGUAGCGAAAUGUAUUACCAGGUGUCACUCCAUGUCACUUUACGGUAAACAAUUUUAUGCUAACGCUGUAUAGGGAAAAAACAGAUAGUUUACAAUACUCAAGGAUACGAAGUUAGAUUUAUAAAUAAAGCGAUCGACACUGUUAGUCUAAGUUACAGCCAUGCUGCUCAGGUUACUUUCAUAAUAUGCCAGUAUUUUUCUCUAAACGUACCCUACAAUACUCUACAGAUCCUAGGCAACAUUUGCAUUACGUCAAUAUUUCAGCAUCGCACCUAAAAAGUCGUUUCAGACUGUUGUAUAGAAACUAGCUCAGACGUUUUGUUUGUUCACCUUCGCCACAUUUCAGUUUAUUGAACAUUUCUUGUUUUUAACGUUUUUAACGUUUAAGUGGUGGUAAACCAGUACUCAAAUUAUGUUGGAAAUCUUAUAAUGUUCGUAAACUUGUAUGAUUGGCAUGUGACCUUUAUACGAAAAACCUUUUCACGAGAUAUAUGGAACCGUUGUCAUGGUAACCAUUUGGCGUGUUGCCAAAUAUUGAGAAUGAUACAUAUUUAUGUAAUGAUUCUAUGUUUUUUCCAUUCUGUAUGCCAAUCUUGACAAUAUACCUGUUUUUCCGCCAAA
Messenger RNA from Branchiostoma floridae (Florida lancelet), 3192 nucleotides. RefSeq lists its product as uncharacterized. The record is from RefSeq and is a predicted model, not a curated record. The transcript is spliced from 3 exons. Lineage: Eukaryota; Metazoa; Chordata; Leptocardii; Amphioxiformes; Branchiostomatidae. Gene Ontology annotation, molecular function: DNA binding. Gene Ontology annotation, biological process: DNA recombination; DNA integration. Bases 854 to 2128 code for a protein of 424 amino acids.